This is a messenger RNA of Naegleria lovaniensis, 885 nucleotides long. RefSeq lists its product as uncharacterized. The record is from RefSeq and is a predicted model, not a curated record. The transcript is spliced from 2 exons. Lineage: Eukaryota; Heterolobosea; Eutetramitea; Acrasida; Naegleriidae. The coding region runs from base 1 to 885 and encodes 294 amino acids.
AUGUGUGCUGAUGAGAGAAAAGAGUUAAGCUAUUUCAAUAGACUUUACUUUGAUCUUUACGUAAAGGAUAACGGUUCGAUAGACAGUACAGCAUGGACUGUGCAAAAGCGUGGACAAAAUUCGAAACCACAUAAAUCAGUUCUAAAACGAAAAAACAACGAGAAACAGGAAGGUUCCGUUCUGAAGAAAAAGAAACAGCAGCUGGAUGAGCCAAUGGCAAAAGGGCUUAAGGUAAAUCUUGCUAAGCUCUUUGAUUCAGGUAUCCUCAAAGUUGGCGACGACAUUGCUUAUAAAAACGAUGAAAUAGUGGUGAAUAUGAAGAUAGGCAACAAAGGAACCAUUGCAUUCACUGAUCCUAAAACGAACAAAACUGAAAUUUUCACUCUUUUGAAACCUCUCAUGAGAAGGAUUGAGGAGUCCUAUUCGGUCGUACGAAAACCCAAGAUGUGGAAUGCCUUUUUCAAGGUUGAAAAGAUUAAAAAUCGGGUUGUAGAAACGAGACUGAAAGAAAUAAGGGAGCAAUAUCUACGUCAAAUGAACCAGGCAAGUCAACAUGAUUCUCAACAGCAGCCCACAAACGAGCAAAAAAUAGGAACGUCAAGAAAUGUUAGAGUAACGAUUGGAGAUCUAGUUAAAGGAGGUUUUCUCAAUCAAGGAGAUGUAGUUGUGUUCAAAGGUUCUAGACCCCAUUACGCAACAAUAGCUGAAGGAAGACUAAAGUACCAGGACCCAACAGGCACAUUCGAGUAUUUCGAAACGGUUACCACUUUUAAAGCUCACAUUAAGGAAACAGGAAAUGCCUGGGCUUCCAUGGUCUUGAGAAAGGCUGAUCAAGAAGUUUGUUUGCAGUCAUUGCGAGAUUCUUAUAUUGAAAAAAAGAAGUAA